UUUGCCCAGGUUGGGUUCAAACAAAAUGCAGAUUACGUGACUUCCCUGGGGAGACUUGUGGCUUCUCGGUAUGCUGAUGGCCUAUUUCCACAGUUCUGUAGAGCAGAAGAUGGCAGAAUAUACAACCUGACAGCUAAAUCAGAGCUGAUCUAUCAGUUUGUGGAAUGUUUGACACAAGCUGUGGAGUGUUACAAGCAGCGGAUGGAUUGGCUCACCAGCAAAAGCCGGCAGAUUUUUGGUGUCAUCUUGGAACAGUGCAUCACCAUAGUGCUGGAUUUCAGUGACAUUCUGAAAGGGGAGAUUAAUCUGUGCCAAGGCGCUCUGACAAUGGUCUUCCAGGAGCAGGUGGCUCACAUAACCAAGUUCAAUAUCAUAUGGGUCUCUCAAGAGCCCAUGAAGUGGCGGGAUCAUGCCACUACUGUGACGGAACAAUCCAUAGCAGCUGCCAUCAGUUGGCUUGAGAAACUGACUUUUAAACCAAUGACUAUGCACAGAGUUAGAUGUUUGGACGCUCUGAUGGAAGCUGGGAAAGAUCAAACUAUUGAAUCCGUUUACUAUUUUGUGGUGGGGGACAUCCCAGAAGAAUCCAAGGAGCUUCUCCUGCAGAGGGCUUCGGAGAUCCCAUGUCCUGUCUGCACAGUGUCCUUCAACGCCAGAGGAGAAGCCACUAUAGCUUUCCUGAAGGAUCUGAGUGCCAAGACCCAUGGCAGGUUCCACGCGUUUGCUGAGAGAACGGGGUACAUAGAAUUUCCUGAGUUCCCCACAAAGGAUGGUGACAGUGUGAUUACUUGGAAACUGAAAGGAAAACUCCCUCCAGGGGCUGGAGUCAGAGAGGAUGUGUAUCUCAUCUGGAGAGAGAUGGAGGAAGCCUGCAGCACACUGGCCCAGGUCCAGAGGCUGGUGGCUCUAAUAGACAAUG
Castor canadensis (American beaver) is the source of this 919-nucleotide messenger RNA. The record is from RefSeq and is a predicted model, not a curated record. Lineage: Eukaryota; Metazoa; Chordata; Mammalia; Rodentia; Castoridae.